UCUGUGUCUACAGAAAGAAACUCUGUGAGAGUAGUUUUAGCUCUGAUCAUCCUCUGAGGAUCAGCUGCUCUACUUCUCCCAUUUUAGGAAGAAGCAACCUGUGAUGUUGCUCGUUAUCCUUAAAUUCACUUGUCUUAGGGUCAUGGGUCAACUCUUCAAUUUCAAGAGCUUUUCGAUUUUGUAACAUUGCUGUAUUGUGUGGCCUGAACUUUAGUUCAUUCGACCAUCUUUCUCCCUCCUUUAUUAACUGUUUAAAAUGAUCCUUUUAUUAUAGUUGCUUGACAAGUUAUUCUUUUUUAGUGGCCAUGCUCCUUUUCUUUUUCCCUCUCUCCUUAAGUGCCACUACAGUACUAUUCACCAAUCUGCCCCAAGGAAUGGGAAAAAAGAUAUUGAGGGACAUAAAUCACAUCAAAACUACUGCUGAAUGAGCUGAAUGUAUAUGUAGGACCCAACCUCGAGUCUCUUAAUUUGCACAGUGUGUGUGGAAUGAGCACAGGCUGCCAAAUCUCAGAUGGUGCUGUACUGAGUGAUGCCAGCAGCAGCAUGUCCAAAGGAAAUAGUGCUGUGAAAAUGAGUGGCAGGACAGGACUUGGUGGAGGAGAAAGCAGGAUAUACUUGUUAUGGUUGUCUUUGGGCGGAAGCUUACGUCUUUCUCGACAAUAGCACUUAACCAGCUGCAGCACGAGAAGAAAUACGACAUUUAUUUUACAGAUGGAGAUGUUUAUGCUCUGUACAGGAAGCUGCUGCAGCACGAAUGCUCUUUGUGUCCUGAUGCAAAGCCAUUCAACACCUUUGCAGAUCUGGAGCAGCACAUGAGGAAGCAGCAUGAGCUCUUCUGUUGCAAACUCUGUGUUAAACACUUAAAGAUUUUCACCUACGAACGGAAGUGGUAUUCCCGGAAGGACCUGGCGCGCCAUCGCAUCCACGGCGACCCCGACGACACCUCCCACCGCGGGCACCCCCUCUGCAAGUUCUGUGACGAGCGGUACUUGGAUAACGAUGAGUUGCUCAAACACCUGCGGCGGGAUCAUUACUUCUGUCACUUCUGUGACUCUGAUGGUGCUCAGGAAUACUACAGUGACUACGAAUACCUGCGGGAGCACUUCCGCGAGAAGCACUUCCUGUGCGAGGAGGGCCGGUGCAGCACGGAGCAGUUCACCCACGCCUUCCGCACGGAGAUCGACUACAAGGCACACAAGACAGCCUGCCACAGCAAGAGCCGGGCAGAGGCCCGCCAGAACCGCCACAUCGACCUCCAGUUCAACUAUGCUCCGAGGCACCAGAGGAGGGGUGAGGGUGUCAUAGGUGGAGAGGACUAUGAGGAAGUGGACAGGUACAACAGGCAAGGCAGGGCGGGCAGAUCGUGCGGCCGAGCAAGUCAGCAGAACAGAAGAGGCAGCUGGAGAUACAAGAGGGAAGAAGAAGACCGAGAUGUUGCAGCAGCGGUCAGGGCCUCCAUGGCGGCUAAACGGCAAGAGGAGAAAAAGCGGGUGGAAGACAAAGAGGACAGCAGCAGUAGAGGGAAAAAGGAGGACUCGAGGGAUUUUGAAGUGCUCAGCUCUAAACGUGUGCCAAAGUCUUCACAUGAUGCUACAGAAGCAGCUGCUAAUGGUGCUCUAAGGCAAGAUGACUUUCCAGCAAUUGGUUCAGCAGCAGGACCUCUGCAAGGCUCUGCCCAGCUAGCAGCAGUUAAGCUGAAAGAAGAAGACUUCCCAAGCUUGUCAUCCUCCUCAGCACCCACCAUCUCCUCUGGGAUGUCUUUGAUGUAUACAGCGACUGCAAAGAAAACAGCUUUCCAAGAGGAGGAUUUUCCAGCUCUGGUGUCCAAAAUGAGGCCUAACAAUAAAACAGUAACUAACAUCACAUCUGCGUGGAACAACGGUUCCAGUAAAAACGUGGUCAAAGCCAUGAGCAACCCCUGUGUAAACCAGGGAGCCAAAAAACCAUCCUCCUUGAGUGGCACUAAAGGAAGUAAGAAGAGCAAUAAACUCUCUCUGUCAGAUGAUGAAGAUGGCGGUGGUGGUUUGACCACCCAGGAGAUCAGAAACACACCGACAAUGUUUGAUGUAUCGUCCUUGCUGGCAGCUUCUACCUCACAAACUUUUACUAAAGUGAGCAAGAAAAAGAAGAUAGGGGUUGAGAAGCAGCGAGCAGCCUCCCCACACCUCUUCCAGGAGACAUCUUUUCCCAGGUCAUCGACUGAGAAGCUGCCAGAAGCGGAGCAGACAGCGAAUGCCUCCUCUGCUCUUCACGGCCCCGACCGACCCCCAGCCGUUGUGAAUGGUCACUUGGAAAAACCCUCAGUGAUCUGUAGUACACCCAAAGACCCCCCUGGCCUUAAAAAGCCCACAGUGACUAACAAAUGCCCUUUACCUCAGGAAGACUUCCCAGCCCUUGGGAGCUCAGGAUCGGCCCGAAUGCCCCCGCCACCAGGCUUUAACACUGUGGUGCUAUUGAAGAAUCCUCCACCGCCUCCGGGACUGUCGGUGCCUGUCAGUAAACCGCCUCCAGGUUUUGCUGUUAUUCCAUCCACCAAUAUCUCUGAACCUGUCACUACAUCCUUGAAAGAGCCCAAACCCUGUCAUGGCUCCUACCUGAUACCUGAAAACUUCCAGCAGCGGAACAUUCAGCUGAUCCAGUCCAUUAAGGAAUUCCUGCAAAGCGACGAGUCCAAGUUCAAUAAGUUUAAAACUCACUCUGGGCAAUUCCGGCAGGGUCUGAUUUCUGCAGCACAGUAUUACAAAAGCUGCCGAGAGCUGCUUGGAGAGAACUUCAAGAAAAUCUUUAACGAGUUGUUGGUGUUGUUGCCGGACACAGUUAAGCAACAAGAACUGCUUUCUGCUCACAAUGACUUCAGAAUCAAAGAAAAACAAAGCUCAAACAAACCCAAAAAGAACAAAAAGAAUGUUUGGCAGACAGACUCCAACUCGGAUCUCGACUGCUAUAUCUGCCCCACGUGUAGGCAAGUGCUCACCCAGCGGGACGUUGUCACCCAUAAGGCUUUGCAUAUCGAGGAUGAGGAGUUCCCUUCCUUACAAGCCAUCAGCAGAAUCAUCAGUUAGCUUUCCAGAAGGCCAAUAAAACCCUCUCUUUCUCUCUGAA
This is a messenger RNA of Colius striatus (speckled mousebird), 3102 nucleotides long. RefSeq names its product zinc finger protein 598, E3 ubiquitin ligase (gene ZNF598). Gene Ontology annotation, molecular function: ubiquitin protein ligase activity; ribosome binding. Gene Ontology annotation, biological process: protein ubiquitination; rescue of stalled cytosolic ribosome. The coding region runs from base 621 to 3062 and encodes 813 amino acids. The record is from RefSeq and is a predicted model, not a curated record. The transcript has 12 exons. Lineage: Eukaryota; Metazoa; Chordata; Aves; Coliiformes; Coliidae.